AUGACGAUACUGGAUCUUUUGAACGACGAUUUGGUAGAGGAGAUACUCUGUCGCGUUCCGGCCACUUCCCUGAAACGGUUACGAGCUACUUGCAAACGAUGGAACCGUUUGUUCAAAGAUGAUAGGAGAUUCGCGAGUGAGCACUGCGAUAAAGCCCCAAAGGAGUUUCUCAGUCUCUUCUCGACAGCGAAGUUCAGGAUUUGUCCGUUGAGCAUCAAUGUUCCUCCUCCAUCUGUAGAGGUAAAAAGAGAGCUUAGCCUUCCUGGUCCGUAUUUUAACAAUUUGCUCCAGUUCGAUAUAGCUGAAGUCUUUCACUGCGACGGCUUAUUGUUAUGCUCCACCGAUUGCGACCCUAAAAUAGUGGUUUGGAACCCGUUUACUGGUCAAACUAGGUGGAUCGAAGUCGGCAUUGAUCGUUGGUUUACACUUAAAAAAUUAGUUCUCGGAUACUACUACCAAGACAAGAACAAUAAGAACAAGGCUUGCAGUAAAAGAAAAAGCUACAAAAUUUUGUGCGUUGAUUAUGCUCAUGAUGGAGAUCAUGGAAUCUACGAGCUUAACUCUUGUGAUUCGUGGAGGAGGAUUCCUGAUGGUGAUCUCAUUCCACCAGGCUGGUCCACUGAUUGCUCUCGACACGCCGUGUUUUUAAAGGGAAGUGCUUACUUUUUGGCUAAUGAGAAAUCAAAACCGCAUCUUCUUGGCUUGUCAUUGCUCAGAUUUGAUUUUUCUACUGAGAAAUCAUCUCUAUUUGUGCCUCUUCCCUAUCAGUGUCCAGAGUAUGAAGUUUUGAGUCUUUCCGUUGUUAGAGAAGAGAAGCUUUCCUUGUUUUUACAGCCCGAUGAUGCAUCCAAGGCUGAGAUAUGGGUGACGAGUAAGAUUGAUGAGACCACCAAAGUGAAAGCGGUGUCCUGGAGCAAGGUCUUUGCAUUCGAUUUGAGCCCUGAUCUUCANAUUUAG
Messenger RNA from Camelina sativa (false flax), 957 nucleotides. NCBI's taxonomy places the organism in Eukaryota, Viridiplantae, Streptophyta, Magnoliopsida, Brassicales, Brassicaceae. The record is from RefSeq and is a predicted model, not a curated record.